Pelobates fuscus (common spadefoot toad) is the source of this 3005-nucleotide messenger RNA. RefSeq lists its product as uncharacterized. The record is from RefSeq and is a predicted model, not a curated record. NCBI's taxonomy places the organism in Eukaryota, Metazoa, Chordata, Amphibia, Anura, Pelobatidae. The transcript has 4 exons. Bases 722 to 2368 code for a protein of 548 amino acids.
CCCAUGUAAUCUGUUAAUUCACUCACUGCAUCAUGAAGUUUUAGAAUAACAAGAAUGAGCUGCACAAGCAUUUUGAGAGUACAAUUAAUGUGGGGUGGGCACUGCCCCCUUCCUAGGGCCCUGACUGUGGAAUUUGAAUCCAGAUCUGGAGGGUACUUCUAGUUUUAUAACCAGGACGCCUAGCGCUUUUUUUUCCACUUAAAAACAUUAUGAUGCCCCUCUAAGGAGUUCAAGAAUGCUAAACAAAAACCAAACACUUUAUAGACAGAAGAUAAGUAACGACUAUAUACCCCCUCCUUCCUACAAGUGCUAACUCCUACCGCCUCCUACUUUAUCUCUGUCCAUCUAGCGGUAGUCCUCCUCCCGUGACGUCACUGGAAUUAAAAUCCCAGGCGCCUGGGGUCGGACAAAGAGUGUGAGGAUUCUAUGGCAGCGUUCGGAUGCUCUCUGCUCGCAUUCUAAAUCUUUUGAGGAAUUCGAUUUAAUAUCUUUCUGCAUCUCUUCCCUUAUUGAGCCAGAUCCCGUAGCAGUCCAUCGUUAGCUGGAUCCACGCAGCCUGUGACAUUCUUUACUAAAAGUUAGAUCUUCGCCUGGCUUCUUCAUCAGGUGUCGGGUUACACCAGGACCUCUUGCUAGAAUCCUGACCCAUGACCUCUGUUCUCUCCAUGAUCUGAACACAAACGUUAGGUCAGAGAGUUCGAUCCACAUAGGAUUUUGAACGAUGGGACCCCAUCCGCUGCCCUAUUAUGGAACGGAGGCAGAUCGGUUGUCUGUCUGCAGAUUGCUGGAUGUGACCACAGCAGGUCUGAUGGAACUUCAGCAGAUGAGACAAGAAGCUGAGAAGAGGGUCGAGGGAGCACUGAGAGGAGCAAAAGAGAAGGAGGAAAUGGGACGACCCAAAAUCUACAAAAAUAUGCCAGAAAACGAGGAGGAAUUGUUCUGGGUCAGAACCAAUAUCUCUCAAGUAGAACUAAAAAUGAGAGACAUGGUCAUAAAAGAUCUAGAAGUGAUACGGAAUGAACGAACUGUGAGAUCCAAGACUGUCAGACUAGGAGAACAUCAACUGAGGAUGGACCAAGUCAACUCUAAGAAACCAGAACCAGGGGACUAUCGAGAAGAGCUGGAGGACCUAUUCACAUCAGAUGUAUUUGAGCUAGGGUAUGACCCCAAAGAGAAAAACUCGUCAAAGCAAGAUCUAAAAGAAAAGAACAAAGUUGUUAUGGACCGGGUCAGAGAAAGGUGUAAUGGACUGAUUCCAAUAACGCAACUUAGUCCUGUAGGAACAGAACCUCCAAGAAUUCAUGACAUAAACCUGUCCAGCUAUAGGCGAAUGGGUUCACGGGAGGUCCAGAACACAGAAUGGAUCAGGUCAAGGUCUGCAGAACAGGACCAGUAUGCGGAAGAUGCAAGGUGUGGAAAAUCAAAGCCAAAUGAAAGGAAUGAUAUUCUGUCUACUCUCGAAAGACAGCCAUCACUCUCCACACUACUCUCAGAACUUCCGGCACUACCGAGAACUGGAGCUGGGUCAUUGCCUCCACGCUUCAGAUUGGGGAGCUCUGGGGUAACAAGUGAUCUGCUGUUUACAAGAAGGAUGACUGGAAGCUGCAUAUCUGCACCUAGCUCUGGUUUCUUUGAGUCGAGUGAUUUGGACUCCAUUUCCUCCUCUUGCUCGUCCCUGUGCAGUGAAACAUCCAGUUGUGCCCAGUUUUCGUUGAAGUCCAAUUGCUCUACCUCCGCUGCUAGACCUUGGUCUACAGACUUCACUGCAGAGCGCAGGAAAGAACUACGAAGCGUGAGAGGAAGUGCAAGGAGACCCAUGUCAGCAGGAGCCUUGGAUACAUUUCUUCUCCCUUCUCCUUGCCAUUCAAAGAAAGACAACAUCACUUACAUGGAGGAAGAUAGAACUCUUGAGUACUCCCAGUGUUCCAUACCACCUCAUUCAGUCAUCCAGCAGCGCCAUAGGGUAGAGCGUUAUAUCUGUAAACUGGCACUCAAAUAUCGCUGUAGGCCUGGGUCAUCUACCCUUCCAACAGACCAUGGACCCCCAACUCGUAGGACCUCAGCUGCUACACUCAUUCACUCUGAGUGUCCUUUCAGUCCACCACCUCCUAAAUUCCACUCCCUCUCUGCAAGUGUUGGAGAUGUUCGAAAGGCCCACAGAGGUUCCUGGGGUAGGUUUCUGAGUAAAGUUAUGAUGCGCAAAAUCUCACGAACAGCAGCUUCUGAGAUGAACCUUGAAAUAUGUGGCCAGAGAUCUCAGAAUACCUUAAGAGGCUCAUUUCUGGAAGAAAAUAGACUGCCGAGGGCAAAAUCCUUUCGGGAUCUGCUAUCAGUUAACCUGUUUAAAAAAAAGGGAGGAGAGGCCUAGAUGAAGCCUGGUAACAUCACUUUUGGCCAAACCAGAUGAGUGCAAAUCUUAAUCUGGCUCAACUGGUCAAAGAGCCUGCUGCUGCCCUCGCCACUAAUAUAAACACAGAAAUAUGCACUAAGUGUGAAAACAGUCACUUAAAGAGAAACUCCGAAAACAACUUCAUCUGAGCCAGUUUGGUGCCAGGAGGUCUUGGACACCGUCAUACUUUAAGUGGUUAAAAACCAUUUACAAACAGUAACCCCAAACAUAUGAAAAUGGCGUCAAGCAGGAAGCCUUUGACUGGGCACUGGUGUCCGCUUAUCACUAGCUCCCUAUUUAUAAAAUGGCGUGAAGAAGGUUUGUACAUUGAGAUGAAGCUCACCGUGCCAGAGGGGUCCUUUACGUAAGAUAAAUCUCAAGCUCUUGUGUUAGUUAGUAGAUGCUAUAUAUAUCAGAUCCAAUGGAUGACACAAGGGCUCUCAUUUGAUAGAUUUAUUUGUUUAGUUUUGGUAUGCAUUUCUAGAUUUGAACCUCUGUUUUCCAGUAAAAUGUUGAUCUAGAGUCAAUUCACUGUAUAUUACAUGUUGUACAUACUGACUGUAUGUAAAAUGAAAAGUAUUGAGCACUGAUAUUACAAUAAUGUUUAAUAAAGUCA